This is a messenger RNA of Prunus dulcis (almond), 1609 nucleotides long. Its product is annotated as protein OSB4, chloroplastic-like. The transcript is spliced from 9 exons. The record is from RefSeq and is a predicted model, not a curated record. Gene Ontology annotation, cellular component: mitochondrial nucleoid. The coding region runs from base 147 to 1433 and encodes 428 amino acids. Gene Ontology annotation, biological process: positive regulation of helicase activity; mitochondrial DNA replication. NCBI's taxonomy places the organism in Eukaryota, Viridiplantae, Streptophyta, Magnoliopsida, Rosales, Rosaceae. Gene Ontology annotation, molecular function: single-stranded DNA binding.
UGUUCCCCUAAACCAUGCUGUGUUUGCUUAAAAAGCGUAUCGCACGGUACCAAUCACAAAAGCAUACGGCUACCUUGGUCCUCUCCAGUCUCCGUUCCUAAAACCCCAGAAGCGCAGGACCAAAAACCCGAAGGUUGAUUUUGGCCAUGAAUUCAAUAUGCAGAGCAAUAACCACAAAAAAACGCCUUCUUCCCUUGCGUCCCCUACAGCUUCUGCAAUCUCACUACGCCACCACCACUGGAAAAACUAAACCCAAAACCCAAAACACUAAAACCAUCACUAAACCUCCUCCUUCCGAACCACCACGACAACCACCGCCAAAGGUCGAUUGGCCUAGGCCGGUCGAAGUCCCGUUCCAGCCGAAGGUUGCCAAUUCAGUGCGCCUCAUUGGUCACGUGCAUACCCCUCUUCAAUCCCAAGCCACCCCUGAUGGGAACCUUUGGGCUGCCACCAUUCUCUCCUCUUCUUCAUCUUCGUCUCAUCCUCUAAAGAUGCCCAUAAUAUUUGAGGGUGACUUGGCUCAUAUUGCCAGUUUGCAUUUGAAAGAGAAUGACUUUGUGUUUGUAGCUGGAAGUUUGAGGUCGGAUUUGCUUCAUCUAAAUGCUAGUAAGGGCCAGACCCCUCUUCAGGUUAUGGUGCAUACUCUUUAUUUUGUCGAAGAAUCUUCUCAAACGAAAAAAAGCUCUAAAGAUGACAGACAAGAAGAAAAGACCAUUGAUCACACAGUAGCAGCGGGUGUAAAGGAGGACGUGGAGAAAUCAUGGAAAAAUCUCCUCACGUGGAAAGAUCUCCUUGCCAAGCCUCAUGAGUGGUGGGACAUCAGGUUGAAAGAGGAUAAUCCGAAGGCUGCAGCAUUUGAACGGAAGAAUAAUGGCGAAGUACUUCGGAUUGACGACUCAACUCCUGAAUGGAUCCGAAAUAAGUUAGAUUCCACAACAUUUGAUCAGAAACCUAUAUCAGAUAGUUGUGAAACCAGCUUGAAGAAAGAUGGGGAUUCUACGUUAGGUCCUUGGAGAGACCUUCUUGAUAAUCCAAAACAGUGGCGGGAUUACCGCAAACCCAAGCUCAAUGGAUUGGUAAACCCGAACUACCCUGAUUUCAAGAGCAAGGAUGGUAGUCAUGCACUCUGGCUUAACAAGGCACCACAGCCGGUUUUGUCAGAACUUGAAGGCAUGGAGUUUGGUGUUCAAAUUCAGAAGUCAAAACAAGCAAAGGAGAGUAGAGGUGAUGAGUCCUGGAAGGACUUGGUGGAAAACCCGGGUAAAUGGUGGGAUAAUAGAUUGGAAAAGCGGAACAAAAAUGGUCCGGACUUUAAACACAAAGAAACUGGUGAAGCACUAUGGCUCAGCAGUUCUCCGGCAUGGGUGCUACCUAAGCUGCCACCUUUAAGAACUAAGCAAGCUGUGACGAUUGGCAAUACGCCUCCCGCAUGAAACAAGCAAGCAUCUGUUAGUUGUGUUUGAGCAAAUCCUGGAAAAUGGAUUUUGGCUGUCCUGAUAUUCCAAUUAUUCUGAUGUUUUGCAACUUAUUGCACCUGUUUAUAGUAGCGUCGGAGACCACAUGGAUGAUUAUUUACUUCUUCCAUCUUGCCCUGCUCAUGUUUAAUAUA